AUGGGGGGCGCCGCCGACCUGGUGCUGAAGGCGGCGUGCGACGCCUGCGGCAAGGCGUCCGAGCUCUACAGCACCGCCUGCCGCCACGCCAUCCUCUGCAACUCCUGCGCCGCCACCAUGGCGCGCUCGCGCGCGCGCUGCAACGUCUGCGCCGCCCACAUCACCAACGUCAUCCGGGAGUACAAUGUUCGGGUGGAUACCACCGCGGGAAAGGCCCUUUCCAUAGCCCAAUUCAACACCGGCGUGCCGCCCUUCUCGAAGAUGAAGGGUGCGGGGAACAAGUGGUCUCUUCGUAAGGAUGGCCUGACGCAAGGCCGCCAGCUUACUGCCGAUAUGCGGGAGAAGUACUACAACAGAAAACCAUGGAUAUUGGAAGAUGAUACAGGUGAACAUCAGUACCAAACAACAGUUUGGCAGGAUGUCGAUCAUGUUGUUGGGAUGAUCUUGAGGAUGAUCAUUCAGCUUGUGAUGUGGUCAAGUGGUGAUCACGUGGAUAUUACAGGUGAUGCUGUGAUUGAUUGA
Triticum dicoccoides is the source of this 522-nucleotide messenger RNA. Its product is annotated as transcription initiation factor IIF subunit alpha-like. The transcript is spliced from 5 exons. Bases 1 to 522 code for a protein of 173 amino acids. Gene Ontology annotation, molecular function: DNA binding; TFIIF-class transcription factor complex binding; RNA polymerase II general transcription initiation factor activity. NCBI's taxonomy places the organism in Eukaryota, Viridiplantae, Streptophyta, Magnoliopsida, Poales, Poaceae. The record is from RefSeq and is a predicted model, not a curated record. Gene Ontology annotation, cellular component: transcription factor TFIIF complex; nucleus. Gene Ontology annotation, biological process: transcription initiation at RNA polymerase II promoter; positive regulation of transcription elongation by RNA polymerase II.